GGCAUAGACUCAAACUGCUUGUUUUGGACACGCUGGCUUCUUCUUUUCCUUGUGGACAUUAUGGCCAAUAACACAACGAGUUUAGGGAGCCCAUGGCCAGAAAACUUUUGGGAGGACCUAAUCAUGUCCUUCACUGUAUCCGUGGCGAUUGGGCUCGCCAUCGGAGGAUUUCUCUGGGCGCUUUUCGUGUUCCUGUCUCGCAGAAAAAGAGCCAGCGCACCCAUCUCACAGUGGAGUCCCACCAGGCGACCCAGGUCUUCCUACAACCACGGCCUCAACAGAACUGGAUUCUACCGCCACAGUGGCUGUGAGCGCCGGAGCAACCUCAGCCUGGCCAGUCUCACCUUCCAGAGGCAAGCAUCUCUGGAGCUGGCCAACUCCUUCCCCAGGAAAUCAAGCUUCAGGGCUUCAACUUUCCAUCCCUUCCUGCAAUGCCCACCGCUUCCGGUGGAAACCGAGAGUCAGCUGAUGACCCUGCCUGCCUCCACCACCCCAGCUGCCAUCAGCACCCUGCACAGUCCCAGCAGGCCAGACUUCCGCUGGUCCAGCAACAGCCUGCGGAUGGGCCUCUCCACACCGCCCCCGCCCGCCUAUGAGUCUAUCAUCAAGGCAUUUCCCGAUUCCUGAGUCUGGACUUUAGUUGUUUUUAAUUCUUUUUUUUUUUUUAAUUUUGUCUCUUUCAGAAAGGAAACGAUAUAUAGGGUAAACAGAAUUUUGAGGUCAUGGCACUAAUGACUGAUUUUCUAAGUCAAGUAGGUUCGGGAAAGCUGAACAUUACCCUGUAAGGCAAAGUUUUUUUUAAACACAGUUUUCUCACUGAUGUCCCAUUAAAGUAAUUUUUUCUCAAAAACUUCUAUAUUUAUGUAUUUUGAAUGGAGUGUGAGGCAUUGAAUUAAAGAUACCGAUUAAAGAUUCUAACAUACAAAUCAUACGUAUUUGUAUGUUUUUGGUUAAAAAGACUUUAGAUGUUUGUUGUUUUGGGUUGCGGCCCCCCUUCGCUUUCCUAUGUGACUGCUGACAGACAAAAGUCACUAAAUUAAGGAACUCUAAUGUUACUCUCUGGGUGGUGAGUGAGUCAGUAGCAUCCUACGAAUCUUAGAGAUCUUGGAGCUCUCAUGAUGUGUGUACAAAAUCCUGUGACUCUGCUCAGUUACAGAUGAGAAUCCAGCAAAAGAGCUAAGCCCCACUGGUGUCGUAAGAUGGCUCAGUUUUGACAUUUCACUGCUUUUUUCCCAAGUAAGACUCAUUUUGUAGUUCCUAGUACAAUUACCCACAUCAUUGAAGUAAAACCCCUGGACUUAAUAACAUGAGGAUUUAACAUGGCCAAAACAUGUUAAGUUAUUACCAAAGCAAGGAAGUUUGGUGUGGGAAGUCCAGCCUGUGGGUUAUGACCCCUUUGGGGGCCAAAUGGCCCUUUUACAGUUAAUGUCUAAGACCACCCAAAACCACAGAUAUUUACACUAUUAUUCACAACAGUAGCAAAAUUGCAGUUAUGAAGUAGCAACAAAAAUAAUUUUAUGGUUGGGGGUCACCACAGCAUGAGGAACUAACUGUAUUAAAGGGUCACCAUGUUGUUAGGAGAGUUGAGGACCAUUGCUCUAAGGGGGAACUUCCCUCUCAACUCUGUGGUCAAAUAAAGAUUGUUCACAAAUAAAGUCCACAGUGGAAACAUGCUGCCUCUCUGAAAAGCAGUUCCUCCCGGUCAUCUCAGCCCCCAGGUACCAUACCCCCGGUGAUGCUCUGUGAAUUGGGUCUCCACCUCCACUAAAGUCUUUAUAAGGUGACUAGUUCUGGCCAAAUGGUCAUUGCAUCAGAUGAUCACCCAAGGACGCCAUAUCAAGAGGUAGAGGCUUCUUUAAUGUGGGCACCAGAGACUUUCAUUUGUCCUUUUGCACCGAAGAUAGGAAUUCACUGGGGGGUUAUUCAGAAUCUGAUACACCAAAUAUUUAGCUUGUGUUGUUGUUUAUUCUUCUGUAGAUUUGGUUUUGGGUUGAUACCCACUGGUCCCAGCUAGUGGUGUCUGAUCAUACCUCAAGAAUAUAACUAUUUGCAUAAAAGAUACCCUAAAGAAUAUCUUUAUGAGUUUCAUAUCAUUGGGACUAUGCUUUGUUCCCCAAGAGAAAUUAUUCUUCAAAUUAUCUACCAAAAUACCCUGUAAUUAAAUACGCAAGAGAAGAUGGAAGGAAAAAAAGCACUCAAAACAACAAGCUAUAAGGAAAGCUGAUGUAUUGGCAGCUGACUUUUUUUACUAAGGAAAAUGUAAAGGCUGUAACAUAGCCCUGGUAAGAUUGUGCAAGAGCAUCAGCUUAGCAACAAGGCUAAUUUUAGGAUGCAUGUCAUCCUCAGUGUUUAACAUGAGGAUAAAAGAAGGCAUGUUUUUUAUCAAUGAUUUAAACUAAGAAUGAAAACGGUUCCCAUUUCCCUAGGGAAGGAAAUGAGAGCAGAAGUCCUCUGGUUCAUUUGGCAGAACUCUUGCUAAUUAAGCCCCAGUUAUAAAAUGACCAAUAGGAGUAUUUUAUAAAUAUUGUGACUUGUUUGAAAUGUGAAGUUAAAACCAAAGCUGGAAAUGUUUUUAGUUGUGAUUGUUUUAUUUGAAAUGUUUUAUCAAUCGUGAAAUAAAACUGAUAAUCAAU
This is a messenger RNA of Microtus oregoni (creeping vole), 2633 nucleotides long. RefSeq names its product MYC target 1 (gene Myct1). The record is from RefSeq and is a predicted model, not a curated record. Gene Ontology annotation, cellular component: nucleoplasm. The transcript has 2 exons. The coding region runs from base 61 to 627 and encodes 188 amino acids. NCBI's taxonomy places the organism in Eukaryota, Metazoa, Chordata, Mammalia, Rodentia, Cricetidae.